UCAGGAUCCUGCGAGACAAAAAGCAGAAGUGAGGGGGAGGGAAGGACGGGAGGGACUCUUUCUUCUUUUAGAGAAAUAUCCUGCCAGCUCCGACCAAAGUUGUGUGACUAUGAGCUCCUCGGGGCCUCAGGCCACGAACCAGCACAACGUGAAGGAGCUCGACACCAUGAAGGAGUCCAUCAGUGACAUCAUCAACCAGCUCCAGGACAUCGACCCGGCCAGGCUGUCCUUCUCCCCCUUCCUGGACCUGGAUACUCAAAUCUCCUUGGCGCCAGUAUCAGACAGUCCCGAGUCUUCGGUGGAGGAGCUGCACUCGUCCUCCCGUUCUGUCUCGGGCUCCCAGCGCUCCCUGGAGCCGGCACCGACAACAGAGCUGCCAAUGAGUUGUGCUUCGUGCCCCCAGCAGCCCCCCAGCAUUCACCUCCCAGAGCAGCCUGAAGCAGAUCAGACAGAGGAGGGCCAACCCGAUCCAACUCCUUCCAGUCCGAUCAUCACAGCACACAGUUUGGACACCAACACGGACAACUGCAUCGGCGCCUCAACCCCGGCCUCUCAGGGCGACAUUCCCAACGGCACAGACACGCCGAGAUGGAGCCCAGAAUCUACCAAUCUGGAGAGCACAGUGGACGAGGGCCGGCCUCUGAUAGGCCCGCCACCAGAGAGCGUGGAACUGGCUGUGUGGACCCCCGAGGGCCCGGCAGAGACUCAUGGAGCCUCAGAGGAGGCUUCAGAUGGAGGGCGACGCUGCUGUCGCUGCUAUCAGAGCGGCAGAGUUCCUGCGUUCCUCUCGGUGCUGGCCUCUCUGCUGUGUGCAGCCGGAAUCCUCUAUCUGCUCUACUUCUACGUCCCCAUCAGGCCCCCAGACUGCCCCGACACAAGCAGCCGCCUCGUUUUCACCUUCUGCUGCUGUUUGGUGGCUGCGCUACCCGUCGUGCUCGCGAUGCUCGUGGGCGCUGGCUGCCAGUUCUGCUCCGGCUCCUUGGACCUGCAGGAGUCUUUACCCAGAAGGCAAACCCUGCAGCAGCUGUUCAUCACAUCCACCUUGGAGCAAUUACUCCUUUAUGUUCUCAACCUGGUAGUUAUGGCUGCCCUACUGCCUCAAGAGCAGCUGAAGCUGGUGCCCAUACUGGCUGUGAUGUUCGUCUUGGGCAGGCUGGUUUACUGGUUCAGUCUGAACACGUGCGGCUCCUGGAGAGGAUUUGGCUCCGGCCUGACCGUCUUCCCGCUUCUCGCCAUGGUCGCUCUCAAUCUGUUCCUCAUGUACAGCCUCAAUCUCAAGGAGCCCCUCUUUGGCUCUGGGGACGCCCUCUAUAAUCAGGUCACCCCCUCUUCCUGGUCAGGGGAGACUUCUCAGAGCUCGAGUGGUGAACCAGACGUCCUACCCACAGACAUCCUGGAUGCUCAGUGAGAAGGAGAACCAGGCUUUCUUCUUUUCCAAAAAUAGGCCAUUCCUGUGGUCUGCUGCUGAGCGCAGCUACAUCCGCUGCCACUCCAACCU
This is a messenger RNA of Nematolebias whitei (Rio pearlfish), 1498 nucleotides long. Its product is annotated as transmembrane protein 79. Gene Ontology annotation, cellular component: trans-Golgi network membrane; lysosomal membrane. The coding region runs from base 110 to 1408 and encodes 432 amino acids. The record is from RefSeq and is a predicted model, not a curated record. Gene Ontology annotation, biological process: regulated exocytosis. NCBI's taxonomy places the organism in Eukaryota, Metazoa, Chordata, Actinopteri, Cyprinodontiformes, Rivulidae. The transcript is spliced from 5 exons.